Oreochromis niloticus (Nile tilapia) is the source of this 8663-nucleotide messenger RNA. It is a transcript of the gene heatr5a, whose product is annotated as HEAT repeat containing 5a. The transcript is spliced from 42 exons. Gene Ontology annotation, biological process: retrograde transport, endosome to Golgi; intracellular protein localization; endocytosis. Gene Ontology annotation, cellular component: Golgi apparatus; endocytic vesicle; membrane. Bases 274 to 6474 code for a protein of 2066 amino acids. The record is from RefSeq and is a predicted model, not a curated record. Lineage: Eukaryota; Metazoa; Chordata; Actinopteri; Cichliformes; Cichlidae.
UAGCAGGAUAUUUCCGUUCCGUCCGUUCCCUUUGAGUUGACGCCGACUCAGGUCUGUCUCAGGCAGAGCACCGGUGAGAAUGCAGAGAUCCUGAACACAACUGAAGUAAUUUUUCCCUUUUGCUUUUGUGGACUGACAUCUUCCUAUAAGGACUAACGUGUUGUAGCCAGAAGGACCAGAAUUUUGGAGGAUGGCAGAGCAUCCACACUGAGCACUUGGGAGAGCACAGGAAAAAGACAGAAGGUGAAAGAGGAGUGCUACUGGCGUUCUGCGAUGGAGCGUGCUCACAGCCUCCUCCUGGACGAGGAGGCAUGUAAUCAGGUGGGCAAACACCAGAAGGCCGAGUUCAUCUUGGAAUGGCUUAACCACCUAAAGAGGCUCCUCCCAGCCACUGACAGGGUCGAUAUCAGACAGAACCAGCGGUGUUUGGUUGACCAGCUGUGGGAAAUUCUGAUUAACUCUCCAAGCAGGCCUACCCGCUGGGUGUUGGCCCACUGCUUGGCUGUGCUCUAUCGCUUGGGAGACCCCAUCCCAUCCAGCUUAAUGGUAGAGAGGUGUAACAACAUAAUACGCAGCAAAGAUGACUCGCCGUCAGCCCUUCCAACCCGGCUGGCAGCCAUUGCAUGUCUUGGCACACUAUAUGAACAGCUUGGUCGGAUGCUCAUUGGCUGCUUCAAAGAUACGUUAGCUUGCCUGCUGAAGGCUAUGAAGAGUGCUGAGUCUCAGGGUCGCUAUGAGAUCAUGCUCAGCAUGGAGAGGAUCCUUCGAGGUUUGGGUGUCAGUGCAGUGUCAUGUCACCGUGACAUCUACAAGGUAGUGAGAGCCUGUCUGACAGACCGGUCCAUGGCUGUACGCUGUGCUGCUGCCAAGGUUUUGUUGGAGCUGCAGAGGGAGGCUGCAUUUUUGUGGACCAGCGAGCUGGAGAAUGUGGCCACUGUGUGCUUCAGAGCUUUUGAAGGAUCAAACUACAACGUCAGAGUAUCUGUAUCCAAACUGCUGGGAAUUCUCCUGGCUGCUGCUGUGGAACCGCAACAGCCCACUGCCCCCAGGCAGGGUGCUCGGAGUCAAGGCUCCCUGGAGGAGGUCAUGGAAUUACUGUCUGGAGGGUUUCUGCGGGGUGGAGGGGGUUUUCUCCGAGCCAGUGGAGACAUGCUCAAGGGUACAAGCUCUGUCAGCAAGGACGUCCGCAUCGGAGUCACACAGGCCUACGUGGUGUUUGUCUCCACUUUGGGCAGCUCCUGGCUUGAAGCCAACUUCCCUGCUUUCCUGUCCUUGCUGAUGGAGCUGGCGUCACACGUCAGGGCAACACAGACACCAGCUGACGCUGCAGUGACCCGUCGCUGUGUCUCUUUUAUCCUGAGGAGCACUCUGGGGUCUCUGCUAGGAGAGAAGGCCCAGAUCAACGUUGUAAAACAGCUCUGCCUCGCUGUGGCCACACAGAAACGAGCAGUUGAUGCUGCUCUGACUGACGGGAACGUGGAGACCAAAGUCUUGUCUGCAGAUGUCUCAGCCAGUCAGCACGUGUUGGUUUGCUGCCUGCUGGAAAUGGGAGCAUUAGUUCAGGGAUUGGGAUCCACUGCGGCCCCCCUCCUCACAGACACUACCACAGCCCUCCUGGACACGGUGAUCUCUGUCCUCCUUCACCCAGCCAUCUUGGCCAGACUGGCCGCUGCUUGGUGCCUGCGCUGCGUUGCCAUGGCUAUGCCGUCUCACUGUUCUCUCCUCCUCGACCGUUGCAUCGAACGUCUAGUGGCACUGAAGUCCUCGCCCGACGCUGUAGCUGGGUAUGGAGCUGCUAUUGCUGCCCUGAUGGCAGCAGUGCAGCACUGCCCACUUGGAAUUCCACACACCAAGGACAAGAUGGUGUUGGAUCUGGCAGAAGACCUCCUCCGUUCAGCCUCUCAGAACAGUCAGAUUUCUCUCCAGAGGACUCAGGCUGGCUGGCUGCUCAUCUCCUCUUUAAUCACCCUGGGUCCAGCUGUGGUGGAGCACCAUUUGCCCCGCCUGAUUCUACUGUGGAGAUGCGUGUUUCCUGCUUCACUUCGUGAGCAGGAGAUGGAGCUCCAACGUGGGGACUACUUCACGUGGCAGGUUACACUUGAAGGACGUGCUGGAGCACUCAGUGCGAUGAAGAGCCUGCUGCAGCACUGUAGAGACCUUGUGACUGAUGAUGUCAUCAGCCGUCUACUCACACCAUUAGCCUGCGCUGUGGCUCUGCUUACCAAGUUGCCUGCUCUCUUCAGGUCUUAUGGCACUUCAGUUAAGAGCUGGUCCAUCGUCUACAGGCUGAGAGUAUACGAGCUGCUUGCUCUGCUGCCUCCACAAACUUACCAGGAGAGUUUUGGGCUGGUGAUGAAUCAGCUGGUGUCUGAUCUGUCAGGUCAGGACAACCUGAAUCAGACAUGUUCAGAGCUUUCUCUGCUGCCGCCCCUCUGUCAUCGUGAUGACCUACCACUGGCAGGCCCCGCCCUCCAUGACACAGACCACAGAUACAUCGAAGAACAGCUCCACAGUAGCAGUGUGGGAGGAGGAUCAUUGGACAAUGACCCCUUCAGUCUGUGUGAGAGGGGCUACGAAGCUCCUGCUCCUCUUCCAUCCCCUGUCGCUCUGGCUACUGCUUCCAUCCAUCUCUUUGGAGCAGUCUUCCCCCACAUAAUCUCUGCUCAGAGGGUGAAGAUACUGGAGCAGUUUGUGGAAACGGUGAGCCAGCUAAAGGGUCAACGCCAGCAGACUAUCCAGACUCACCUUUGUGCUGCCCUCUGCAGUCUGCUCAAGCAUCAAGGUAGCAAUCGAGGCUCUCUGGGGCCCGAAGAGAUCCGUCCCCCAGCAUUGUCCCUCCUGUCGGGGGCACUGGAAAGCACCAGUCCUCUGCUACGCUGCCUGGCUGCUGAAGGUCUAGCCCGACUGGUUCAGGUGGUUGGAGAUCCAGGGUUCACUGUCUCCAUCUCCCUGCUCUGCUUUGAUAGGCUGAAGACUGCUCGAGAUGCGGCAUCACGCAGUAGCUAUGCCCUGGCUCUGGGGGCGCUAUACCGCUACACCGGAGGAAUCAGCUCACCUCAACACCUGUCCACCUGUCUGGGAGUCCUGUUCACCUUGAGCCAGGACAGCACCUCACCCGAGGUCCAGACCUGGUCUCUCCACAGUCUUUCUCUGGUGGUCGACCUGUCAGGUAGUCUUUAUAGAACCCAUGCAGAACCAUCGUUCACUCUCGUGCUCCGGCUGCUGCUCUCCACUCCACCCACCCAUCCUGAGGUGCACUACAGCCUAGGACGCUGCCUGCAUUGCCUGAUCACCUGUUUGGGCCCAGACCUGCAGGGUAAUGGCACAGCAGUGUCUGAUCUGCGCUCCAGCUGUCUGGUUGCAUGUGGAGUGAUGCAGGACAGUCCAGACUGUCUGGUUCAGGCCGGGGCCAUUUCCUGUCUGCAACAGCUGCACAUGUUCUCACCUCCACACGUCAACCUGACCAGCCUUGUACCUGCACUCUGUGAGAUCUUGUUGGAUUAUUCUGUAUUGGCAAACCUGUGCAGCUCGUUCCUAUCUUUGCGCCGGGCUGUGGUGGCGUGUUUGCGCCAGCUUGUCCAGCGAGAAGUGCUGGAGGUCUCUGAGCAUGCUGUCACUCUGGUCAAAGAGCUCCCAAGACGAGACAACACGCAACUUGAUGUCACUAUAAAAGAGGUCGGUCUCGAAGGUGCUCUGUUCAUUCUGCUUGACCGGGAGUCAGACUUCAGUCUGAGGAAGGACAUUCAAGAGACUCUGGUUCAUAUGAUGGCAGCCAGUGCCACCAGCAACAAACUGGCCCACUGGCUGAAGCUCUGCAAAGAUGUCCUGUCUGCAACUACAGAUGGUCGUGCCCCAUUGGAGUCGAAACAGGAGGAUGAAGACGCAGACCCUGGCAAAGAUGAUGACUCCUCUGCCUUCAGAGCCCGGUCUGAGUCUGGUGGCCCAUUCACAGCACUGCGCUCAGCCACACGUUGUUUCGCCAUGGAGUGUGUGUGUCGCAUCAUAGCACAGUGCGAGACCACUGACCCCGCUCACUUUGACAUGUCUCUUGCUCAGGAACGACGCCUGCACGAGUCCACUGAUUUCCUGGUCCUCCAUCUUGGCGACCUGGUACGCAUGGCGUUUAUGGCAGCAACAGAUCACAGUGAUGAGCUGCGACUGGCAGGACUCCAAACACUCCUGGUUAUCAUCAGACAGUUCUCAGCCAUUCCAGAACCAGAGUUUCCUGGUCAUGUGAUCCUGGAGCAGUACCAGGCUAACGUUGGAGCUGCUCUCAGACCCGCCUUCACCUCUGAUGCUCCUCCUGACAUUACUGCCAAAGCCUGCCAGGUGUGUAGUGCAUGGAUUGUUAGUGGUGUAGUCAGUGACCUCCGUGACCUGCGACGUGUCCACCAGCUCCUUGUCUCCUCAUUGGCUAAGGUCCAGAGUGGGAGGGAAGCAUCAAGCCAGCUGUACAAUGAGGCUGCUGCUACCAUGGAGACACUGGCUGUUCUCAAAGCCUGGGCUGAGGUUUACAUUGUAGCUAUUCAGAGGAGCAAACAAAAAGAAAGCUCUCAUAGACCAGCUGACCCAUCAGUCUCCUCUCUGGCCAGUGACAGCUCAGGCUCUGAGUCAGGAGGGGCGGGCCUUCUGAAGUUGGUCCAAUCAGAGCUAUCAACACUGAGUCGUCUAUGGCUGGCAGCACUACAGGACUAUGCACUACUGACCCUCCCACAGGAAUACUCAUCACAACUACCUGCAACAGGAGGCUCCUUCUAUACAGCAGAGACUGUCAGCCAAGCAAGACGUCAUUACACCUCGUCCUGGGCUCCCAUCCUCCAUGCCACCUCCCUCUGGCUCCACAACACAGGUUUUGUGAUAUCAGAUGAAGCACCUGCUAACCUAUCCAGACCAGCAACACCUACCUCCAUGGGAAACAGAAGCUCUGUGGGCGGAUCCAGUAGUCCUGAAGACAUUAAUACUGACAGAUUGCAUCUCAUACUUGGGAUCAGCGUGGAGUUUCUCUGUUCUCCACAUUCAGAGGACCAGAUGGAGAACAUCACCUCCUGUCUGAGAGCUCUGCAGGUGCUGCUGGAUGUUUCGUGGCCCCGAGCAAAGAUUGGAAAUGACCAGGCUCUGAGCGUGGAGCUACUUAGCGUCCUCCACAGACUCAUGCUGACCAGAGAGUCUAUAUCAGUUCAGCUCGCUGUGUUGGAUUUAUUGCAGCGAAUUGUAGCUGCUGCUCAUGAGCACAUCAGAGAGAAACGCCACAGUGCUGAAGUGGAUGAUGGUGCAGCAGAGAAGGAAACACUUCCAGAGUUUGGGGAGGGGCGAGACACUGGUGGUUUGGUUCCUGGUCACUCGCUGGUUUUUGGUGCCCUGGAGCUCUGCCUCUGUGUACUGGUCCGGAAAAUCCCACAGCUCAGCCCCAAACUGGCUGGAACUAGUCCAACUGGUCCUGGAGGCUCAGCGUGGACUCUGACAGACAGUGACUGUCGUCUGGUAGCAUCGGCUCUGUGUGUGCUUUCCGAGCUGCCGUCCAUCUGCUCUCCUGAAGGCAGUGUGUCCAUUCUCCCCACUGUCCUCUACCUGCUGCUGGGAGUCCUGAGAGAGUUGGUCCACCAGCCCAGCGUGCAAACAGAUGCUCCAGCAGUUGAAUCGGGGGGAGGGGCUUGUCUGAGUGUGGUCAUCCAGGCGGCUAUUCAGGCUCUGAAGUCCGUCUUGACUUCACCCAUGAGCCGACAAGAGAAAUGUCGAGGAUCCUGGAACCUGCUGCUGCAAUCAGCUCUAAAUACACUUCUAACAUUUUGGGACAGUGGGCCUUCCAGCUGUGUUGUGGACCAGGUCAGCCUCCUCACCGCUCUGACCGUCUUUCUGCUAUCUGCUUGUCCUGAUGUCUGUACCACUGAGCCUCUGCACAAGCUCUGUCUGCAGCGCUUCACCACCAGCAUGGACUCCAAAGACCCUCUGGUUGUAAGUCACUGUUGUCAGCUGCUAACGACAGUGUUUCAGGCUCAGCCCGGUGUGGCCAUCCCAUACAUCCAGGCACUUGGUCCGACAUUGAUUCGAUUCCUCCAGAAGGUGGAGCGGAGUCGUCCUAAAACUCCACAGGAGCUGCUUGGAGUCUUGGAGGCAAUCCGAGCGAUGGAGGCUUUGAUCCAGGCAGCUGAUGAAUCACAACGUCCUCAGCUGGUGGCAGUCUUGCUGCCCCUCCUCAUCUCCUUUCUCCUGGACGAAAAUGCCCUUAGCUCUGCUCCCCUGCCAUCCAGGUCUCUUCAUGAUUCGGCACUCAAGGAUCUGAUGCGCUUUGGCUCUCAGCACCCAGCUGUCUUCAGGUCACUCAUCACAACAUCGCCUCACCUGAAGUCUCGUCUUCAAGCUGCCAUCAAAGGAAAUCAGGAGAGUUUGAAUGUCAAAGCUAGCAGUGUUAACCCAGCCGCCCACAGCACUGGGAAGUCCUCUCCCAGCAUCACGCUCAAAACCAAGUUCCUAUGAGGCAGCCAAGCUUAGAUCCGCCGCACAGAGACGGAGUUUAAUGUCACUAACACACUGUGGGACUUUGAUUGUUCUGAGGGACAUUCUGACGGGUUCUGUGGUACGCCAUAUUGAAAGAGUGAUAGCAGAUGCCCCCCCCCCCCCAAAAAAAAAAAAAAAUCUGUGAGAUCACUUCCUGUCUCAUUUUGAAGAAAAAAAAAACUAGCUCGAAUUUUUUUUUCUUUAAUUUUUACCAGCACACUGCAUGCCACCUCACAUUGAUGCUUACCUUUAUUAUAUCAUUUGAAAAAAGCAAUUCCGCCAGGUUGGCAUGUUUUAUCACACGAACUGUGCAUCAUACAUACGUCAUACAUAUAUGUUGAUCAAAUCACGGACUGACUCCUCCCCAGGACACACGAGCUUCACUUCAUAUCUACGAGAAUGAACUUGGAGAGUUCAAACUCAGCUUCAAAACGAACUGAGGCCGGUGUCAGUAAUUUGGUGAAUGAUCAACAUGAUGGCUAACAAUAUCAAACCUACUGAGGUUCAUUCACCUUGAAAAGAAGGGAAUGUGAUUAACUUGUAUUCAGAUAGAGCGGUGUGCAAACAAGAGAAGAGUUGCCCAUCAGAAGGAACCAGUUUCAUUGGUUCUGGCAUGUGACAAGGACACCUCCUAGAUGCUUCCUGAAUGAGCUGUUUUGGGUGUAUCCAACAGGGAGGAGACCCAGAGGAACACCCAAGACAAACUUGAGAAAUGUCAGGUAGUCAGAUUUCCCUCAGUUCCUGACUGAGUGACAUGAACAGAAACCAUCUGCAUGGCAGCCAUAAUAAGAGCUUUUAGAGCUAAAGGGAAGGUGCCUUGGUCCUUCCUUUAUUAUCCCCUUUAGUAGAGGAUACAAUAGAACAUUCUGAAAGGAGAGGAGAUAAAUCCUGCCCAGAUUUCAUUCGUCAGAUCAUUUAUAAAAACAAUCAAUAUAAGUCGCACACAUCAUUUAAUACACACAUCAGGUUAAUAGUGCUUUCCCUUUCAUGCCUUACAUCGCUCUUAUGUCCUAAACCACCAAUGAUAGGCUGUUUAAACCCACAGCUGAACUGUGAACAUUACACUGCUAUGAUCAGAUUUGCUUCUUGAGGUGUUGCCACGGGAACAAUUAUUUGUACUGUAAAGUUUUAUAAAUAAGAAUUAUGAGCUAUAUCUAAAUGAUCAAAGUGUAUUGAAGGUUUACUACAAUUCAUUUUGUAUUAAGUGUUGCUGUUUUGCAACUUCUUGGGUUUAUUAAGCAUUAAUUUGAAUUAAGUCACAGCAUGCCAUCUUAAAGGUGGGAUUUAAACUGAUCAGUCCUGGGAUACCUGAGUCAUCUUUUCUUUUGAGUUAGAUUUUUCACCUCUUGCAUACGACCUCCAUCCAACAUCUCUAUCACCAAGACUGGGACAAUAACAAAAAUUGACUGCUCCUGUAUGCAUAUAUUGUUAGUAUCCCUUUCUAUUUGCACGUGUGUUUGCUUUACCAUUAAAGCAACUACCUGGUGUUUUAAAACUACCAACAGCAGUUAGAGUGCAUGUCAUAAAAGGGAACAUUCAGUUGCCUGAGGUUUUUAUUUUUUUUCCCAAAUAUAACUUUUGCACACUUGGCAAUUUCACUUUAUUUUUUCAUUUGAUUUUUUAAGAACCCAUUCAUGAUUUUUUUUUCAAAGACAUUGUGCUAGGAUCAAUCACAUGUAAUUUUUCUGCUGCUCUGAGCACCACAUACAUUUUAUUCAAGCGAAGGCAGACACAUCUACAGUGGAUAUUUCCAAAUCUCCUAAGCAAUCUAGAUGAAGAAACGGCACUGCAGACAACAGGAAAACACGUACUUGUGAUUUUUGAGGUGAACUGCCCCUUUAAACUGUUAGUGUAGUGUUGUUAAUGUGUUUGUUUUGAGUGUACUGUAAAAAGCAUUGACUGGUUACUUAAACUUAAAUCUUGUCAGUUUGUUUAAAAAGAAAAGUCUUGACUUUGUAAAUGUGAAUGUUGUCCUCUUAACCUGAUUUUCUUGAAUGAUGAAGGGUAACACUAAAGUACUGACCAGCAAUAAGUGUACAAGGCAGCAGAGUUUCAGUGUCUGUCUCUGUCCUGGCCAUCUCCUUUGUGCAGUGUACAGGUGUGAACUGAAAGAUCGAGUAGGUGCAGUACACCUACAAGUACAUGUACAAAUAAACUCUUUAAAUUCA